Molecule: messenger RNA, 312 nt
Organism: Fraxinus pennsylvanica
Lineage: Eukaryota; Viridiplantae; Streptophyta; Magnoliopsida; Lamiales; Oleaceae
Source: the annotation of a GenBank genome assembly
AUGCGUGCUUAUUGCAUUCUAGCCUUGUGCUGCCACCACAAAGCCAAUCUUUCAACAAAUUGUUCGAAGAUUCCAGUUUGCCCCUUUUGUCGAAGUCCUAUUACCCAACUAGCUGUUGCCAAGAGCAAAACCUCCAGUGAUGUGGAGUUGGAAUUCAGUCCGACUAAACCAACCAGAACGAGAAAGUCAGCGAAUCUUGGUGAAAGCAGCAGCAACUUCAAGAGUUUGUCACCCACGAGUUCACUUGGGAGAUUGGGCCGUGGUUCGGGAAAGGUUUUUGCAGAAUGCAAUGAGGAGUUCGAUAAGCGUUAA